Messenger RNA from Bubalus bubalis (water buffalo), 3483 nucleotides. RefSeq lists its product as uncharacterized. NCBI's taxonomy places the organism in Eukaryota, Metazoa, Chordata, Mammalia, Artiodactyla, Bovidae. The transcript has 15 exons. The coding region runs from base 172 to 2112 and encodes 646 amino acids. The record is from RefSeq and is a predicted model, not a curated record.
GUUAAUGUCUGAAAAUUUCAUAAGAGGAAAAAAAGAAAAAUUCCAUGCAACAGGCUGACUCACUCAGAAAACAGAGGACCGUCACUCCUUAGUUAUUGUUUAGAGGCCCUGCCCAGAGCCCUCAGGUCGGGGAGAUGAAUUAUUGAGGGGAAUCUGAGAGGCACAGAAGCCAUGGAGUGUGGAGAGGCGAUGGGCACAGGGGCCCCUUUGGGCCAGGGCCCCUCAGCCCCCGCAGCCCUCACUGACAACCCACAGGCCCAGUUGACCGUGGUGGUGGAAGUAGAGAGGACAAGAUCUGGCCCCAAGAAGACCUGCUUCCCUACGCUCCUCCUGGAGGGGGCCAAGAGCAUCCGCCUACUUCGGCCUGGGCCUCUGGAGAGUCAGGAACAAUGCAUCACCUUUGAUAGAGUCCUGGGUUCUGAUGCUGCUCAGGAGGCAGAGCAGGAGCUGCUAGCACGAGUCCGGCCCACACUGGGCUCAGUGGGCCGAGGGUACAGUGUGGCCCUGCUGCUUCGGGGUCGGGAAACAGAAGCGCCCCGGCUCGUGCCUCAGCUGCUACAGAUGCUGUUUGAAGAAGCUCUGCCCCUCAGGGGCUCUGACGCUGUGCUUAGCACUCUUAGCCUAGUACAGCUCAGCGCCAGUGGGAGGAUCCGGGACCUGCUGACUCCAGGGGCAGGGAACCUAUCCGUGCUGGAUGUGGCUCCUCUGGGCUUGGUGGUGGAAAAUGCCAGUGAAGUGGAGGUAUCUGACUCAAGAGCUGCCUCAGAGCUGUACUUGCGGGCUGCACGUGGAGCAGGCAGGAGCUGCUCUCUGCUCACUGUCACCAUGUCCUGCCUGGGGCCUGACCCUCCUGAGGGGCCUGGGACCCAGGGCAUGUGGCAAGGAGCCUUGCGGAUCCUGCAGCUUCCAGGAGAAGUAGACUGUCCCCUGCUGCAGGUACUAGCUGGCAAUGUGGCUGGUGAAGAGGUGGAGGGCUCUCUGACCUGGAUUGUCUCAUGGCUUCUGGAAGGAAACAACUACAGUGGCCUUCUUCUUCGCCUGGAUCCUCAAGGCAGUCCCCUGAGCUUGUUCCAGUCUGCUUUGUUGGGGGCUGCAGAAAGGAGGAAGAAGGUGAAACAUGUGAGGCCCACCCUGUGGGAUGCAGUAGAAGAGGCCCGGGCCCGCCGAGCUGGUCUGAAGAGCCUGCGAUCAGGCCUCCUUGGGGACGCCCUGACAGAUAGUGGGCUCAGCCAGCUGGGCAGGGCACUGCGGGAGCUGCACGUGAGCAAGGUGGUAAAAGCCUGGAUCCAGCGCUGGGGAAGCUGGAUGCUCAAAGCAGUCAAAACUGAGGCUGUGGGGUUCCCAGAACCACAGCAGGUGACACAUUCAACAGCAAGCCCCAGCCCAGGUCUCCAGAAGGAGCCUCAAGGUGAAGCUGGUGCUUGGGGUGGAGCUGGAGGUCUUCUCCAUCUUUGGUUACAUUCUCCUCCAGUGGCAGGAAGAACAGCAUCUAUAGGACCUGAUCUCCACCAAAUGCAUCCACUCAGGAACUCUGAGGAACAGGCCCAGCAGGCCCCAGAUGUGGCCCUACACUUCUUCCUGGCUCAGGCCCAGAGGCACAGACUGCGAGAACAGCACCAAGCGUGGAUCCAAGAGGAGCUGAAGCAUAUGGAACAGGAGGAAGAGGUGGUGGCGGGUGACCAGGUCAAAGGCCUAGUGGCUGAAGAGGACUCCAAGGAAAGGCAGAGAUGGCACCGGGAGCAGACAAUGCUGAGAUGUCAGCUGGAGGCCCUUCAGGCAGAACGGGAUGCUGUGGAGCAGGACCUGACAGCCCUCUAUGACCUACACGUGCAGGCUGCCCGGGCUCAGACAUGCCAUGUGCUGCAGGUAUUUCGAGCCUGGAGGGGGCUGUGCGAGGAGCAGGCCAUGACCACAGAGCAUCACUACCGCAGCCUGCUGGCCAGCAUCUUGCAGGACUCCAUCAGCUUGGCCACACAGAACCAGGAGCUCCAAGCCCAGAAUAAGCAACUUCAGCAGACCGGGCUGGCAGAGGUUGUACUGGAUACCUGCCCUGAGGAGAAAUCUGGUGAUCAGGAAUCCAACAGGGGCACUUUCUCCUCUCCUCAUUUGUAAAGGUCCUAGAAGGGAGAGGCAGUUGGGACACAACAGCCAAGCUUACCUCUACUAGAUAAAUAAUCACAUCACUAACCAGGGUGCAAUGUGCCAGUCCCUUGCUAAAUGCCUAAUAUCCAUUUGAUUUAGAGAUUUCCACUACUCUAUAUGGAGAUGCAGGAGACAUGGGCUCCAUCCAUGGGGGUCAGGAAGAUCCCCUGGAAUAGGAAAUGACACAGACAAAGGAGCCAGGAGGGUUACAGUCCAUGGGGUCACAAACAGUCAGACACAACUGAGUGCGCACAUGCACACAUACACACACACUACCCUAUACUGUAGUAGGUAUCAUUUGAGCCGCAUUUCAGAGAUAAGCCUACUAAAGCUAGGAGAGGUUAAAUGACUGUUCAAGGACAGUCUGCUAAUAAGUGCUGGAGCCAGAAUUAACACUCAAGCCUGGGUGGCUAUAGUUCUACACUGCAGGCAGUAGUGGUUCAAAAGUAGUGUCCAUCAGAAUCACCUAGGGAGCUUACUGAAGAGAAAAAAAAAGAAAUAAAAAAGAUUCCCAAACCCCAAUCCCUAAGAUUCUGCUUCAGCAGGACUGGGAUAUUUCCCCCCCUACAAGCUUACCAGGUAUUUCACCACAGGAGUGGGGCCUGACAUCCCUCUGGUCAUGAGAAGAGAUGACAGGCAGGAAUACUGAUGAGGGAUUCAGAGCAUGAGAACCAAAACUACCUUGAGUCCUAAGAGUUCUCUAGCCUACAGUCUACAAUCUGUGGGCUCGUAAAAGAAUUGGACAUGACUUAGCAACUAAACAAGUUUUGUACUUCAGAGAAAUUUCCAAAGCUCUGUGCCAGAGAAAAUUCGGCUUCACAGAGAUCUCAAAGGAAAUUACCAUGUUGGCAAGAGCUGAGAGAAAGCAGCCUUUUCUCUUAAUCUGUAAGUCACCCCAGGAUUAAGACAGUCAGGGCACCAAAGGAAUGAAUUAUGUUUGAGAGGAGCUAUGCAACACAGAAGACACAGGACAAUCAUGACCAACUGUAGGAAUCACCUACAUCCCAGAGCACUUUAUUAAGACCUUAUUGCUUAUGCAUUUAGACACUGAUUGAGUUAAGCAAGUUUCCCUGUGCCUGGUCCCAGGCCACUCCAUGUAGAGUUUCCCAGGCAGAUGGGAACUGGGUCGCUGUGAGGAAAGGGCAGGACCCAGAGAGGGAAGGAUGAUACCUCCGAGGAGCUCCAGAGGGGACAGUGGGCCUUGAGAGAGCCCUUAGGGUGAGCAGAGAGAUCAGGAGUGUAGACUCAAGCCAGGGUCCAGGAGCAACAUUCCCUGAAAUGAGUCAAGCCCCAGUCCUCUCUGAGGAUUCCAGAACAAAGGCUAGGUGUGGAGAGAGCAGG